Rhizopus microsporus ATCC 52813 is the source of this 1522-nucleotide messenger RNA. RefSeq lists its product as uncharacterized. NCBI's taxonomy places the organism in Eukaryota, Fungi, Mucoromycota, Mucoromycetes, Mucorales, Rhizopodaceae. Bases 392 to 1330 code for a protein of 312 amino acids. The transcript has 5 exons. The record is from RefSeq and is a predicted model, not a curated record.
CUUACGGGAAUACAUCUAUCUAUUGUGAUUUACCAUUAAUCACAAGUUUUUAGCUGUGUAUCAAUACUCCUUACGAAAGAAUGCCUGUUGGAUUCUUUGAUAAAUACUAUAAUGAAGAAGAAGGGGAUUCACCAGUUACUUUGAUUCACAAUACGAGUAAAGAGAAAACAAGUAAUCAUGAGUCAGGCCAAGAUCAAAUAGAACAGGAAGUUGACUUGGUUGUAAAGAAGCAUGAAAAAGAGCAAGAUAAACUUGAUGAAAUUAAAUCACGUAUCUUACAGGCUGCUAAUGAAUAUAUGGUAUGGUAAAUCAAUACAUUGGACAACGAAGCUUAUUGUCUUUUUGACAACUGCAGUAUGAACAAGAGCAAAAUGCCAAUGAGAAACACGCAAUGAUGAAGAUUCGCUUACAAGAGCUAGAAAGCCUUUUGCCAUCGAAAAAGAAGAAUAAAAAGAAGCAAAAGGACGAUACAAGUAUAGAGAAAAACGUUGAUGUAAAUGCAGUCAUGAAAGAAGUUAAACAUAUAAAAGAUAAUCUGAGCAGUCUUGAAAUCGAUUGGGAAUUUGACCAAAGAAAAGCAAACGAGCUAUAUUUAAAAAAGCUCGAGCUAGCAGCUGAAGAAAAGAGAAAAAUACAAGAGGAAGAGAUCAAAGCAAGAAAAGAAAGUGAGCAAGAAAAACCAAAGGAUAGCUGUGAUGUACUGAAUGAUGAUGUGGAAGAUGAUGAAGGUGAUCUGUUUGGCGGAUUAAUGGGAGAAGAAGAGGAACCAACUUAUGGCACUGAGGACGCAAAUCAGCUCAACGCUGCAACUAGUUGGACGAUUAUCGAAUUAUCUGUGCCUCAAUCGUGGAAAGGACAGUAUCCUAAAGAUGUUCUGGCAGAUUAUUGCAAAAGGAACAGUCUGGGAAAACAAACAUACAAGACAACAGAGCAUGGCUUUAAUACAUGGCGUUCAGCGCUAAAGAUAGCUCAAGAUAAACAUCCAAAUGAGCCCUUAUGCUUUGAGUUGCCAGAAGGUCUGGCGACCAAUAGUCGAAAGAACGCAGAGAAUCUCAUAGCGGCAUAUACUCUAUUCAGCCUAGAUCCAAAUACUUCAAUUUACAAGGCUAUUCCUACAGUCUAUAAAGACCUGUGGCUAGGAUGGCUAAAUGAAAAGCAACUGAAAGAGGAAGGGCCAAGGAUUAAAAUGGAUAAGCAAAGGUUUACAUUUAUAACCGACCUUGUAAACAAUUCUUUUAUCAAGUUAAAUCAUGACGAUAUUGUAAGUCUGACUUAUUAUGUAAUGUGCCUUGAUUUUAACCUGUAUCCUAGUCCGCUGACGACCGGUUGAGUCCUGAGCCCAAGCCUAAAAAAGAAUCGAACGUAACAGCCAAACAAAGCUCCAAACUAAAGUCCAAGUUCAAACAAGCUAAAGAGAGUUUUAAAAAUCGCAUUGAAACCAAACAGUACAUAGAUAUGAAGGGAAAAAGAAACGACCUACCAGUUGCUGCGUAUAGAGAAGAAAUACUCGAGUUGGUGAAAA